Molecule: messenger RNA, 6659 nt
Organism: Eurytemora carolleeae
Lineage: Eukaryota; Metazoa; Arthropoda; Copepoda; Calanoida; Temoridae
Product: putative leucine-rich repeat-containing protein DDB_G0290503
Exons: 12
Coding region: 42-4655 (1537 amino acids)
Source: RefSeq, a predicted model, not a curated record
AUUUUUAACAUGAAUGUUUAGACCACGAUGGGCCUUGAGAGAUGACUGAAAAUGGAACCCUGCUCGAAACAUUUCAAGAGGCCGGAGGGCACCCAACUUUUCUCAAAGGUUUCCGUUACCCCCCUGGCGAGGUGAAUAUUAAGGUGGAAGGGGGAAAGCAAACCCUGCAAGUUUUUUGCAAACCUAUCCUGCACAGAAGAGGAGGUGAUCACCAACAAAUCAAGAGAUUUAAAUACUCUCGUAAUUCAAGCCAGGAUGGAUAUUCUCCAAGGAGCGGGGAUAUUUCCAAUGAUAGCGGGAUAUUUAAUGAUAAUUCAGAGAGAAAUUCUUCUCUUCUACUGGAUUCAUUGGGUCGGACUUAUCCAUCCUCAAACAAAAGCUCUAGACUUGAAGUUCUGUCUGAUUUGCCUGAGGUCCAUGGUAUGUCUACCGCCAAGAGAAAAACAAGAACAAAACGAAAACCAAUCCCAAUCCAAUAUUCCGGAGAGCGGCAGAACAAGAACCAGGAUUCUCAUUGGAGUGCUAGACGCAUGGUGCAGCUGUCGAGAGAAAACAGAGAACUUGAGGAAAACCUGCUUCAAAUCCAGAAUCAGUUGUUAACUCUAGACAAGGUCUACACCCAGUUAAAACUAAAUAAGACCUUAAUGUCGGAGCAGUGCGAAGAGGAACACUCUAAAGAAUUAGAAAAUGCACUAAGAGUAAAAAACAAUUUGAACGCCGAAUUAGAGAUUGCUCUGAGAGCCAGGGAUUGGUAUCAAUUGCAAAUGAAAGAGCUAAGAACAAGUUGCAAUGAACUAGCUAGUCAGCUUGUCCUAUCUAAAGAGGACAGUUUGAAUUGGAAAUCCCAAUAUGAAUCUGUAUCUUUUAAACUGAGAGAAACUGAAGAAAAACUUAGAGAUGAUCGAGUGAAGUUUUUGAGGGACAAACAAAAAAUAAUUACAAGGCUUGAAUCCUUUGAAGCUAGUCUAGAAACCUCUGAGGCCAAUGUAUCUGAGUAUGACCCAACCCUAGAACUUGUUGCUCUGACCGCUAAACUCAACUUGAAGGAUGGAAUGCUAAACAAUCAGGGGAAGAGAAUUCAAGAUUUGGAGUCAGAAAUACAAACCCUUCGCAAUCUUUGUCAAAGUUUAGAGGCAAGUGCCGGUGUCAAACAACUCUGUAGGUUAUCUGAUUCACCCAAGAAGAAGAAUCAAGAAUCAAAUCAUCUGGAAAAAUCCUUCAAAGAUUUUACAGAAAAAACAAAACUUGACAGUUCAAGCGAAACAGAUAAAAUUUAUAACACAGAAUCGUUAGCAUUAUUAGAACAAACUAUAGAAAAACGAACUAAAGAAUUAGGCAUUUUAGAAACAGAUAUUGAAAACUAUACUGCUCAACUCAUUCGCAUUCAUUCAGACAUAGAUAAAAAAUUUACAACAAUUGACCAAAUUCAUACGGAGAUUGAUGAUAAGAAAUCUGCCCUGAAAGCCUUGAAAUCUGAUUUUGAAUCCCGGAACACGGAACUCUCUGAUUUAGUGAUGACUAUAAAAACAAGAAACGAAGAUCUACAAACAAUUAAUUUGACUUUUGUGCAGAACUCUGAAAAUUUUGAAAGUAAGCUGCUUGAGCUCAACCAACUCUGCGCUGAAAUUAAAAAUAAACAAGAUAUACUUGAUAAACUAGAAAAGACACUAGAAGUAAAAUCUUCCCUGCUUGAAAACUUAGAACUUAAAUUAUCGAAUCCAGAUAAAUUUGUUUUUGAAACGCCCAUUAAUAGCCAAGAAGAAGAGUGUCCCAAGGACAAAGAAACCUUAGGAAGCCUGAAAAACGUAGAUAACAAUGAAGACGAAUGUUCCAGUAUUGAAACCAACAGUGUGACGCACGAUCCUGAUUUUAAGCUACAGAACAAUGAACUCCUGAGUAGAGAUGAGUACAACAAGAACUGCGAGCACAAGGAGCAGCUGCUGGUGAAGAUAGAGAAUGUGGAGCAGAAGCUGAAGAUUGACGAGCUGGAGAGAACCUUGAGGGAGUCAAUCAACAUCAUGGCGGAUAUGAACAUGGAGAACGACCAGCUAAGGUCCAAGGUUUUUAACUUGGAAGAGAAAACAGUUGAGGUCAAGGACGACAAUGUUGAAGAAAAUGAGAAUGAUUCAGAAGAGGUAAAAGAAGACUCUGAAAAAAUGACAUAUAAAGAACUUGAAGAAGAGGUGAUUAAAGUUAGGCUUAUAUGUGGAAGGAUAGAGGAGGAAAAAACAAAGAUCUUGUUGAAUUUAACAGUAUUAGAACAAGAAAAAUAUGAACUUGAGACUAAAUAUAGAAUGGUAAAGGAAACAGAGGAGAAAAAGAACAAGGAAUUGACAGAUUCGGAGACUAAAUCUGAACUAGUAGAAGAGGAAAAUAAUGAAUUAAAGUUAAAAUGCGUCAGUUAUGAAAAAUAUUUAGCAAAGAUGACCGAGGAGAUGGAAGAAUUGAAGAUUAACUUAACAGACAAGGAUGAAGAGAAAAAACACCUAAUCAAGAUGAAAGAAGAACUUGUGAUGAAAACUACGAAUCUAGAACAGGAAAAAAUAGAAAUGUUGACAACUCAAGAAAUGAGAAAGAAGGAGAAUGAAGAAAUCAAGAAGAAAUAUUUGAAAAUGGAAAAGGACAAAGAGGAAAUAAAGACAAAUCUGACGCAAUUGAAAGAGAAAGAACUUAAAAUAUCUUCAGUUGAAGAAGACAUGAAAAAUAUGGAGAAAAAAUAUGAAGAGCUGAAGAUUUCAUAUUUUGACUUAGAGAAGGAUAGAAUGGAGAUUAAAGCAGAUCAAGUUUGUUUGAAAUCUGAACACGAAAGAAUGAAGAAUGAGUGCUUGGAUUCAGAUAAACAGAAACAGAAAAUUAAAAAUCAAUAUGAUCUUUUGCACACAGAGUUGGAUCUAAGACAGAAUCAGAUUAGUAGUUUAGAUGUAGAAAAUAAAGUCAUUAAAAACCAUCUAACCCAACUCAAGGAAGAAAAUGAGGGGUUAAAAUUAGAGUUGGCAAGACUUGAACAAAUGAGAAUUAGUUGUGAAACCAUUUUUAAAGAUACUGAGUUAGAGAAGGUUGAACUUGAGAGCGUACUAGCUCAGCUAAAUACUGUACAUAAUAGCAUUCAAAACGGGGCUUGCAAGGAAUCGGAAACAAAUUUGAAACUUAAGAAUCUGGAACAAGAAAUGGAGAAGUAUGAAAACUUGGAACAGGAACUGGAGAAGUAUAAAAACUUGGAACAGGAACUGGAGAAGUAUAAAAACUUGGAACAGGAACUAGAGAAGUAUAAAAACUUGGAACAGGAACUAGAGAAGUAUAAAAACCAGGAACAGGAACUGGAGAAAUUUAGGAACCUGGAACAGGAACUGAAGAAGUAUAAAAACCUAGAGCAGGAACUGGAGAAAUUUAGGAACCUUGAACAGGAACUGAAGAAGUAUAAAAACCUAGAACAGGAACUGGAGAAAUUUAGGAGCUUGGAACAUGAAUUAGGGGACGAACUAGAAACGCUGAAGUCCGAAUUUAAAACAAAAACCGAAGAAUUACAAAAAUCCACCUUAGAACUUAAAUCUUGUUUGUCAGAAAAUAUCCUUCUACAAAACCAGAUAGUGAUGCUACAAACCAAAGAGAAAGAAUUAUUAGAGCUUGUUGAAAACAAAGCAGAGAUUAUAAAAGAACUAGAAAAGUCUGCAGAAUGUUUAAAAAAAGAAUUAACCAAAAUGUCUGCUGAAUCUAGAGAGCAGAUUUUAGUUUUAGAACAAGAAAAAAUCCAGUUUUAUACAGAACUUGAAGUAUGUGUCGAACAGAGUUCUCGGUUAAAGUUAGACCAGGAAAAUGUUAAAGAAUUAAUGGAAAAUAUGAAAUUAGAAAUCAACUUAUCUUUCAAUAAAUUAACUGCGGAGAAUGAGAAGUUGAAAGCAGAACUGUCCAAUCUUAUCUCAAGGAUUGGAUCAGAGCAGAGAGAGAAGAAUCUAAUAAUCACCAGUCUACACCAGGACCUGGAGAACUUAAGAGCUCAAGAGAAGAGUUUAGAACAGGGGCGGAUACUGCUCCAGGACCAGGUGGAUCAGGCAAGGAGUAGUCUAGUACAAGAGAAGGCUAAUGUUGCACUUCUACAGAGAGAAAUCAGCCAGGUUCAGUUUAAGUUGAGUGAGGAGGAGAGAUUGACCAGCUCCCAUAUCUCUAGUCUAGAGUCUAGACUGGAGAUCCUGCAUCAGGAACGGGACGGAUUGAGAACAGAGAGAUCAAACCAUGUUUUUCAACUCAAACAAAUGAACAGAGCUCUUAGAUCUAGUCUUGCGCAUAUAAGGAGCUUGAGAUGUGUGCUGGAAGGAGUAGUACCACUCCCUAGCCUAGAGGAGAGGAGUAUAUUAAACCUCUUGGAUACUAAGUCUAGAAGUAGUAAACUCAGGGACCUGCAACUCUGUAUCUCCAGCCUAAGGGACGAAGUGAAGGAUCUGAAUAGUGAACUAGGUUCUCGAUCCUCAACUCCUCUUAACACAGGAAAUAAGGGAGCUGGAAGAAUUAGUCCGUUUCUCCUCUCUUCAGAUUCAUCUUUAACUACUCCCUCCCUCAAUACCUCUCCUCUACCCUUUCCUCCCUCCAUCUCUACAUCACCUGCAUCACUCUCCCUCGGCGGAUCCGCCCUCUCCUCUCCAAACCACGCCCAUUUUUAACAAUUCUUUGAAAGUCAAAAAUGAGACUCAUAAAACUGUAGAAAAUGAAAAUGACAUUUAAGCAAUCGUAUUUUGGUUUGAUGUCGUUUUAAUGCUAAUAGUUUCACCAAUCAAACUUUUGAAGUGAAACGGGUCUGUGUACACUGCACAAUGUCUGUGUGAGCCCCUCUGUAAUAUGCGUGUUUGAAUUAGGCGUCGGUUUAAUUAUGCAUUUAAUUAUGGAAGAUGCAUUAGGAUUAGGGGUUCAAGCGAGAAAGAAAAAUCGUAUCGCGAAAAAAAGUUCGACGAAAAUUUCGUUUCAAAGAUUCUUUCUUGUAAUUGGCUGGCUAAUGGCUAGCUGAAUUUAGAUGAACGUACAUGGAAGGACAGAAACUUAAUAAAAUAGUUAGAGAAAUCAAAUUCACUUUAUCAAACAUUUAUUAAAGUAAAUAAUCUAGCUUCUCCACAACAUUAUUAAUAUGAUAGUUUCAAGUUUAAUAAAACUUGAAAUGUUGAGCUCUCAGAGCAGAGAAUUCCACAAUUUUUUUGCGCAAUUAAUUGUUGCAGCUACAACACUAAUGGUUUUCGUGGAUUUUUUUCUCGCGAAAACAUUUUCGCGAAAUUUCGCAUCGUUAUCGCACUUUUUCGCUUUAUUCAUUUUCGCAAAAAAAUGCGAAAUUUCGCGAAAAAUUUUGCCAAUUGCGAAACGUUUUGUUCGCGGAAAGCCCUAUGCAGGAGUCCCAAAAUUAAACUUACGCCAAAGAGAGCAAAACUUUGUAUGGGGGCAAGAGAGAUGCCACAAAAAGUUAUCCCGAAAUGUUUAACCUUUUUGACGUUUAUUGGAUUCAGACAAACAAACAAACAAACAGCCAAGCAAAGUUUAUACAUUGAUAAAAGUUUCUCUGUUAGAAGUAAUGAGAUCUUAGAGAAAUAAUUUGUGAUUGACUAAUCAAUAAUCAUGCAAAACAGCUUUCAUCCUUUUAAAAAAUUUCCAUUUUAAAUGGAAGAUUAUAUUUACUGAAUUAAAACUGAUAAAAAAUGCGCCCACUGGAAACAUUUUCAACUAUUUACAUUUUAUUAAAUGUUAUUUUUCUAAAUGUAUAAGAAAGAAGUGGAUUUUGAUAUUAAUGCAAACUAUCAUCGGUUAUCUUUUGAUAUUAUCUUAUUUUCGAGUAAGCAGCAAAAUCCAAGAAUCAUAUUUUAACCAUAAUUGUUUUUUUUUUAUGUUUUUAAUCAAAAUAUUUGAUGAAUUCUGCACGUGUUUUGGAUUUGUUUAGAUGAAUUUUAUUUUAUUAUCACUGUAACCCCCCCCCCUGCCCCCCCUUUCCCUUAUAACCAUACCUUUUAGAAGAGGGGGUAGAUUAUGCUUUAACCCCCGGGGGUUUGACAUUUUUUCAGUAAUAACCUAGUCAUUAGGAUAUUUUUUUUCUCGAUUUUUGCGCAUUUUUUAAUCACCCAAGAAGAUAAGCUUAUCAAGAAAUCUGAUUUUAUUUUCAAAUGAGAGAUAAUGAUAUUUUAUUUUUAUUACGCAUCAUAAUUGUGCAAUGUGAAAUUUGUUGAAGUGCAAUGAAAUCUUAGUUGAAUUGUUUUAGUGAUGGUAUUUUUUCAAUUUACCCAUGUUAGGUUGUUUUUACGAUUUUCCUUCGUUUGUUAUAAAAUUAUUAGUUUAUGUUAUGAUUUAUCGUGUUAAUAAUGUAUCUCUAUUUAUGGGCAAUUAAUAUCUAUAUUGGCGCUUUAAGUCAAAUAUUUAAGUUAUUAUUUAUCUGAAUUGCAGGGGUAUUUAUUUUUUUUGAAAUCCUCCGGAAAAUUCAUUAAAUAUAAUUUUUCAUAUUUUGAAAAAAUCAAGUCCUGUUACUCUCGGCGGAUCAAUAUUUUGGUUAAAGAGUUAAUUUUUGAUAGUAAAUAUAUACCCCUGUAAUUAUGUUAAUAUCUUGUUUAGAAAAUGUGUUAUGAAAUGUGAAUACUAUGUAACCUAGUCCCGUCUGUGAUAUAAACUUUAUGCCAAACCAUUCCUGACAUUUCAGA